ACAGAAGACACAACAUUGCCCUAAACAUAAAAAUAGCAAGAACAAAACGUAAUGUUGUUUUACCACCGUCCCUUACGAGAUUUUGCGCGAUAACGCGAGAGUUCGAACACCCGAUGUUUUUAUGUGUACUUUCUGAUUCAUAUCAACUACGGAUAGCGGAAAUAAAGCGUCCCAUCAUGGCCUCUAUGGGAAUCCUGGAAGAGGAUCUGGAGAAGAUUUUGAUGGGUGGAGGACUGGAGGUGAAAGAGUUUGAUUCGGCCAAUGAUCAAGUGCAGCCAGUCACACUGGGGAAAGAUGUGUGUUACAUUGUCUGCGCAGUUAUCUUCAACUCAAAGGAUGAGGUGUUAAUGGUACAGGAAGCCAAAAGAGAGUGUUAUGGUACUUGGUACCUCCCUGCAGGUCGUAUGGAGCGAGGUGAAAGCAUUAUAGAGGCGCUACAGAGAGAGGUCAAAGAAGAGGCAGGAGUAGACUGUCAGCCAAUCACAAUGCUCAAGGUUCAAGAACAAGGGCCACAGUGGAUCCGGUUCAUCUUUCUCGCUGAUGUCACAGGGGGCUCUCUGAAGACAAAAGCAGAAGCAGAUGAAGAGUCUCUGCAAGCUCAGUGGUGGGAUCGCGAGUCUCAUCUUCCUCUCCGUAAACGUGACAUACUCUCCCUCAUCGAUGCUGGAUUCAAAUAUCGACAGAAUCAGUGGUUCCCCGCGCUACAACCUGUGGACGUGCCAUGUCAUGUUAUUUGCCAAAGACUACUACUCACAUUUAUGGCCGGCAAUGGUGAGAACAGCGAGGAGGACCGCUUGUGGCUGUUGCUAAGCAACGGUAAAGGAAACGGUCUUCCUGUUAGAAUGUCAGGUAAAAGAUGCCCGCUUCCAUGGUCAGCACUCAGACUGGUGAAUGAGUGCAUGUCUUCGUCAUACGACAGGCUGAACGUUAACAUGUGUGGAAUUCUGGGAGUGCAGCACAAUGGACGAGUUCUUGGGGAAACAGAUGGCAUCUGCUUCAACACGCUUGUUUUAGUAAAACAUUCAGAGGAAGGGCCGGAAACCAGUUACCCACCCACAUUAGACGGCGACUGCUAUAGAUGGCAUGAAUUGACCAAUCAGAGCCUGAGGGUGAAGAUACUACAAAGGAUUAAGGAAGGGUCAGUCCUGCCAGUUUGCUGAAACUGCAUUUUGUACGUGUGACAUCACUCAACCUGCAGAUUGAAGCACUUUGAAGCAAACAGCUUAUGCUCAAGUGAAUUUUAGUAGUGCUUAAAUCAACCGUAUGUGCAUGUGGUAUUAGUUUUAAUAGCACAGGAAAUACAACAGACAUAUACUGUACCUUACACCUUUCAAACUUUAAUUCACCUCGACAAUACAAACAUUCCCAUAUAUGGUUAUCAGUAAAAAGGCCAGCCUUUUUUAACAGCUAUCAAUAAUUCAUUUGCUUUUGUUUUAAAUGGACUUCGGUCACCUCCUUUACCUCUUACCACUUAAGUGCAUGCUUUAAAGGAAAACACCACCGUUUUUCAAUAUUUUACUGUUCUUACCUCAAUUUAGAUAAAUUAAUACAUACCUAUCUUUUUUCAAUGCAUGCACUUUUAAUCUUUGUACAGCGCCUCGUGAAUGUGUUAGCAUUUAGCCUAGCCCUAUUCAUUCAAACAAACAUUUUAUUUUGUGCCACCAUACUUACUCGUGUAACUACUCGUGUAACAGUCUUUAAAUAGGGAAAACAUGGAAGUGUUUGGUGGCUUUUAAAUUCAUCUCUGUUUGGAUCCUAAGGAAUGAAUGGGGCUAGGCUAAAUGCUAACACAUUCAUGACGUGCUGUACAAAGAUUGAGUGCACGCAUUGAAAAAAGAUAGGUAUGUAUUAAUUCAUCUAAGUUGAGGUAAGAACAUAGUAAAAUAUUGAAAAUGGUGGUGUUAUCCUUUAAGACAUUUAAGUAGUAGCUCAGUUGGUAAAGCACUGUGUUAGCAGCGCAAAGGUCAUGGGUUCGAAUCCCAGGGAACACUAAAUGAUUACUCUUUCAUGCACUGUGAGUCACUUUGAAUGAUUAUAUUUUUAUAAAAACUGAUUAAUAAUGCUGUAAAUGACAUAUGAACACAUGUGCUGCUGUAUAUUCACUAAUAAAUUAUGAUACACUAGUGUAA
Molecule: messenger RNA, 2129 nt
Organism: Misgurnus anguillicaudatus (oriental weatherfish)
Lineage: Eukaryota; Metazoa; Chordata; Actinopteri; Cypriniformes; Cobitidae
Gene: nudt18
Product: nudix (nucleoside diphosphate linked moiety X)-type motif 18
Molecular function (GO): 8-oxo-dGDP phosphatase activity; 8-oxo-GDP phosphatase activity
Source: RefSeq, a predicted model, not a curated record